Carassius gibelio (silver crucian carp) is the source of this 24787-nucleotide messenger RNA. RefSeq names its product putative nuclease HARBI1. The record is from RefSeq and is a predicted model, not a curated record. The transcript is spliced from 3 exons. The coding region runs from base 23724 to 24761 and encodes 345 amino acids. Lineage: Eukaryota; Metazoa; Chordata; Actinopteri; Cypriniformes; Cyprinidae.
CUUAGAUUCACUCAAGUUCUCUGCCUUAAAUGACACAGGGCUUCCUGAAGGUGUUUUAAAGGGGUCAUAUAAGACAUCUUUAUAUAAUUGAAAUUCUCUACAGAAUCCAUAGCUUAAAAUGUCAUUAUCAUUAUAAACAAAGCAUUUAUUUAUUCAAGGUUAAAAAAUUAACACAAUUUGCAUAUUACUGUCUCCAAAGCAAGACAUCAACGAAUAAUUAGACAUUAUACACUGGAUGUGAAUGUCACAAUAUGGCAUGUCAAAAGCUGAUAGAACCCAUUUAAAGUGUACCAAUGCUUUUAUGAAAAAGUGUACAUAUCACCUCUCUUUUUUCUCUUUUGUUUUAAAGGUUUCUGUUUGUUUCUUGCAUUAAUUUUGUUAGUUUUAGUGUUACAUUAAAGAAAGAGACAUGAAAAUCAUCUGACAGUAUUUCAGUUUAAUUGAUGUACACUGAUGAGUCAUUAAACUGUGUUCACCUAUUUAAUAACCUGUAGGACCUCCUUUAGCCCAGAAAGCACUGGCCAGUCGCUGAUUCAAAAAGGGGUAUUUUGAGGUAUCUGGUACCAUAAUGUCAACAGCAGGUCCCGUACAUUACGCAGUGGUGGCGAUGUAGCACGAAGGUCGCCGUGAUUUUGCCAAGUAAGACAUGUUCCUGGAUCCACAUCUUCUGAUGAUUACCCCUAAGCCUAACCUUACCCAUAAUUUAUUCCUAAAAUCAGUGAGGAAUGGUAGCUGAUUAACAAGGGUGUAGAAGCACCUAACUCUGAUUGUAAGCCUAAAACAGAUAUUUUCUGAAAAGUUAUAUCUCAGUUCUGAUUGGUUGAUUGAAAUGUUGUUCCAGGAUCAACAAGGAUGUUGAUCCAGGAACAUGUUGUACUUGGUGAAAUCACUCUCGCCGUAGCGCGAAUCUGCUUUUUAUUUGGGUUCAUGUCCGGUGAAUUUGGAGGCCAAGGUAUUAACAGAAAUUCACCAUCAUGUUUCUCGAACCUUGACAAAUCUGGCAGUGUAGCAUGGUGUUUUAUCCUGUUGGUAACAGCCAUCACUGGCAAGAAACACAGUUGCUAUGAAUGGGUGCACUUGGAUUGCAACAAUGUUCAGAUAUCUGACAGCUUUUCAGAGAUUGUGCUGUUUAUGUCCCACACAUAACACCACUGCUAUAGCUUAUGUCGGUAAUUGGCAUAUCCAUGCUUGGAUCGGUAAUGUGAUUAGGGAUGUAUUUGGGUGACAUCGCACAUGGCAAUAUCCAAGAUGGCAGCAUCCACGACAGCACGAGCGUUUGUUGAGUGAAGUCUUAGUUUUUUUGUUUUGUUAUGAAUUUUGAAAUAUCCGGACAGAUUGCAGAAGGAUUGCAUUGUACUUUACUGAUUGCUUUCUGUAGUAGAGUUCGUUUUGGGAAGCCUACUCCUACUUUGCUUGUGCCUGGAUCGGUGGACUCAUCUGGGCAGUUGUGGGGCAUCGACAGGUGGAAUGCUCCCUUUGAACGGAGCUGUGGAAUUUCCUAGCUGGUGACGGGAGUGGGGUUUUGGCUCUGUGUGGUCCUCUACAGAUCCGCGUGGAACAAUCUUGCACUGGCUUGUUGGGCUAUACAUUGCAUUGCUUGUUGUGGUUCUCCCAUUUGUGGAAUUGAUUGCAACAUCGCAGACUUUUUUGGGGGACGCGAAGAGGCGUAUUACUCCUGAAUGGCGUUUUUUAACAGCCUUUUUUGUGCUGAUCGCGGUGGACUACACAGGGAAUAAAAAUCUCUUGAUCUCGGGAAAUGUACAUCCUAAUCCUGGCCCUAAUAUUAAUAGCCUUAGUACUCCUGAAGAUUUUAAAUCCAGGUCGGGUCUUGGUUUUAUUCACUUAAAUGCUUGUAGUUUGGUCAGGAUAUGGGCUACUCAAACAAAUGCAGAUGUUGUAGUAAUUUCCGAAACCUGGCUAAAAAAAUCUAUUUUAGAUAAGGACAUUAUGAUUAAUGACUAUAGAGUUUUCCAUUGUGAUCAUUUAAAUAAGGGGGGGGGGGGGGUUGCAAUUUAUGUUAAGACUAAAUUUAACAACAGGAUCUUAUUUUUUACAUCUACUGUUAAACAAUUUGAUAUCUUAGCAUUAAACCUUGAAACAGCCAAAGGUCAGUAUAUUAAUGUUAUUGGCUGUUACAGACCCCCUUCUGUGGUUGUUGAUGCUUUGCCAAAUUUAAUGGAAUUUUUUUAAUGAACUUGAUUACAGUGAGACUGUUUUAGUGGGAGAUGUAAAUUGGGACUGGUUAUCCUCUCUGUCUGUUGAUUUAAAAAAUCACUGUAAUGGUUUAAAUCUUACACAGAUAAUAAAUAGUCCCACUAGAUUUAAUAAAAGAAAUCCUAACAAAUCCACUCUUAUUGAUUUGUUUUUGACAAACACACCUCACAAAUUUUCAGAUGUAGGUGUGUUUGCAAACAAUUUGAGUGAUCACGGUGUCAUUGCAGCAGUAAGAAAUACAAAACUGCCUAAGAUUAAACCUAGAAUAAUUUUUAAAAGAAAUUUGAGGCACUUUUGUGAGCAAGCAUUUUUGCAUGAUUUGCCUUGUUUUGACUGGGACAGAAUUUUACUUAUUGACAAGGUGGAGCUAGCUUGGAAAUAUUUUUAUGAAGGUGUUAUUAGUAUUGUGGACAAGCAUGCUCCCUUUCAGAGGUUAAGAGUAAAGGGACGUGACAAUGCGUGGUUUACUCCGGAGCUGGCUAAUCUUCUUCAGCAGAGAAACCAAGCCUGGGCUAAAGCCAGGCAGUCCGGGACAGAUUUAGACUGGCUCAGUUUUAGACAGUUGCGUAAUCGUUGUAAAUUUCUUAUUAAAAAGGCAAAAUCUGAUUUUUAUUUAGCAGCUACAAUGAAAAACCUAAACAAUCCCCGGAAAUUCUGGAAAGUCCUGAAAAAUGUACCUCAAAUUGUCAUAAUGAAUUACCUCCAUGUAUUUUUAAGGAUAAAACAGUCAUAUCAGAAAAGUCUGCAAUUUUAGAGUGCUUUAAUAAGCACUUUGUGGAAGCAGGUUCCUUGUUUGAACGUCAACUCAUUGCAAACAAAUCAACAUUAACAAACUGUUUUAAUUUUUCAGUUCCGCCCCAGAAAUCGGUGGCAAGUAAAGAACCCUUUUGUCUAAAACCUUUCUCCGUCGCUGAUGUGAAAACAGCUCUUAUUGCUUUGGACCCUAGUAAAUCUCCUGGUCCUGAUACUUUAGAGCAUUAUUUUUUGCAAAUAGCUGCUGAUUUUAUUGCUGAACCAAUUGCAAUUAUUUUUAAUCAAACCCUAGUUAACAAUGAGAUUCCAAGAAUUUGGAAAUCGGCAUAUGUACUCCCUCUUUUAAAGGGAGGAGAUUACGCGUGUUUGGAUAAUUAUAGACCAAUUUCCAAAUUACCGAUUUUAGCUAGUGUUAGAAACAUUGGUUGUUGAUCAGUUAAAAUACUAUUUGGUUUCCAAUCAUUAUUUUGUCUGAUGUACAGUCUGGAUUUCGAAGGCAGCAUAGUACUACUGCUGCUGCAAUGAAGGUAAUUAAUGACAUUAGUGAGACAAUGGACAGCAAGAACACUUGUGUAGCUCUUUUUUUAUAGAUUUAGCCAAAGCAUUUGAUACAGUGGACCAUUGCAUUUUGCUGGAAAAGCUACGAAAUAUUGUUUUUUUCUGACCAUACUGUUGAUUGGUUUACUAACUACUGCAUUAGCUUAAACUAGUUUUGAAUGUUGAGAAAACUAAGAUUAUGCUUUACUCAAAAUCUAAGAAGUCUUUGGACAGUUUACAAAGUAUUUUUACUAUACAUGGUGAGCAGAUCGUACAAGUAAAAUUUGAUGAAUAUCUGGGUAUAUUAAUUGAUGAUCAGCUUUCUUUUAAGUUGCACAUUGAUAAACUGAUUCAAAAGCUCAAAUUAAAAAUAGGAUUUUAUUUUAGAAACACAGCCUGUUUUUCUUGGAAAACUAGAAUAAGACUAGCUUCCUCCCUGCACUUGAUUAUGGUGAUUUGCUCUAAAGAAAUGCGCCUGAUAAAUGUUUGUCUUUGUUGGAUACUGUCUACCAUAAUGCAUUAAGAUUUGUGACUGGAUGUAAGGCAUCAGUACAUCUUUGUACUUUGUACAAAAUGACAAACUGGCCCUCAUAGUCAGUGAGGAGGCAUAUACAUUGGCUUAUUUUUAUUUAUAAGUCUAUGCUGGAUAUGCUUCCAUCUUAUCUUUGCUCCUAUAUGUCACGUAAUGUUAGUUCUUAUAAUUUACACUCUGGUGAUAUGUACUUGUUAUCUGUACCUACAGUUCGUACAGAGCUUGGUAAGAAGGCUUUUAGUUAUGCAGCCCCGUCCACUUGGAACACAUUACAGUCUGAAUUGCAAUUGCGAACUCUGAUUUCUAUUGGUGAAUUUAAGCAAUGCAUGAAAGUCUUGGAAAUAGAUGCCAUCAAUUGUUGUCACUGUUUUUAAAAUAAUCAAAUUGUUUUAAACCUAUGGUUAGUAUAAAUUGUACUUUUAAGUAGUCUGAUGUUGAUGUUUUUUAUGUAUCUGAGGAUAUUGUUUAAAUGUCUCUUGUUGUUGUGUAUAUGUUUGGUGAUCAUAUUUGUAAUUAUGUGCUGUUAAAAUGCUGCCAUUUUGGCCAGGUCUCUCUUGAAAAAGAGGUUUUAAAUCUCAAUGAGAUCAUCUGGUUAAAUAAAGGUUAAAUUUAAAAAAAAAUGUACCAAUGAGUAUCGGUAUAUGCCCCGAUACUGCCAUUUUCUGCUGGAUUGGGUAUCAGUCAGAUGAGAAUGAUCCAAAUCCGAUAUUGGGCGUAUAAUAUUUUGUUAUUGUAAAGCCCCACGAAUGGAACAAAAACACAAAAUACCAUAACAUUUCUGUGCUCUAUAUUCCAAGUCUUCUGAAGCCAUUCCAUAGUUUAAUGUGAGGUACAGAUGAAUAUUUUUCAUUAAAUUCAAGUUACCUUAAUUCUUCUCUCCGCUACAGCUGUCUGUUCAUCCAUUUAGCAUUUAAACUGCGUGUUGCAUUUGGUUACAACAGUCAAGACAAUAAAAAGUAUGUCCAAGAUGAUUCAGUGAUUCUGUUAUUAUACUUGAUCUGAAGAUAAAGAUCAAUGAUUUUGCAUAAAAGGACUUUGUUGCUGGAGUUUAGUGCUAUUGCCAAAGCAUGAUCAUUUCCGGGUUUCUGUUAUAUCACAGUACUAGAGUAGAGAGCAUUAUUAAUUGUUUUUCACUCGCUCAGUAACAUUAAACUGUUAAUAGAAAUGUCUCAAUAAACUAUUUCACAGAUAUAAUACACUACACAUCAGUAUCUCUUCCCUUUGUGCUUUUCUUGUUCUGUCCUAUCUAUCAUAUUUAGCUGCCUUAUUACUGUGCUAUACGUUCAAAAAUAUUUUAUAGUUUGUAGUUGUAUAGAAAUAUAUUUACUUGGUUUUCAUGAACAAAUUUUGCAACAAUACAAAGAGCAUUGUGUAAAAUCUUACCAGAUUUAGUCCUACACUUUUUCACUUUUAUUUGUUUCUCACUACAUAAUGUUUUUUUCAAUACUUUAGAUUGUAUAAAAUUGUGUACUCAUGAUUUUUCUAGAAUAACUUUUUUUUGUGAACUUUUUUUUUUUUUUUUAACAGAAUAACAUCCAUUCAAACAAACAAACAAACAGAGAAGGGGAAGCAACACACAUUAUCAUUAAUUUACCAUCUAAAAAAAGAGAUGAAAAUAUAGUCAUUCCUUUUUAUAGUUCAAAAUAUCUGAAGUGGUAUCAGGUUUAGCCCUGUUAAUUUGUGCCAUUGUACAUUCACAGGCCACUGUCCCAAGGAGGCUAUGAAUCCAAAAUGUUUUGCACAUAUGUUUGGUGUAAACCAGUUUCUUCUUGUCUUUGCAGCUGUAAAACCUCUUCUUUAAUUAAAGCUGCUGUAGGGAACUUUUGAUGCUCUAGCGGUUAAUAAACAGAACUGCUUGCGUCUAGCAGAAGAACAUCAUAGCCGGAACUACUUCUCUCUGUUUAUGACUAUGAAGAAUUACAAAGGUACUGGGUUACUCCGCCGCGGUAUCUCCGAAGCAAUCUAAAAUAGUCCGAAUAUAAACACUUAUUAUAGGUGCACCCUAGUGAUUAUGGACAAGCCAAAAACACGGUUUGCAAAAUGGAUUCAUGGUGUACUCGCUUAUUAUAUACAUUUUUCUACAUUUUGAACACGAACAAAGUUACGGACCGCAGCUCUGAUUGGUUAUUUUUUACCGGAAGCGAUGGAGUUUCUGCAAAUGACAAUAGGACCACUGGGAGGAGCCAGAGGAGCUUGAUUUUUUUCACAGAUUAUCUGUCUCAUAUUCUACUGUCAGGACAUAAUGACAGGUUUAAUAAAUAUGUAAAAAAUAUUUUUUUACAAAAGUUCCCUACAGCACCUCUAACUUAUACAUGAGUUAGAAUAGUCACUGAGAAGACAAACAUGGAUUAGACGUGUAAUCAAUUUGAAGUAAAAAGGACAAAACAAAUUUCACAUGAGUUCAUAGGUUAACAACAACUGGACAUUCCCAAAACGCGUGGAGAAAAGUACCUGGUGAUACAGUGUUACAGAUAUGGCAGCUAUAGGUCGAGUGCAGUUUAAUUUUAAACAUCUUGUAAGGAGUUAUGUAUGCUCUAUGGAUGACAUUGAUAAAACAAUGAGCCAAGUUUUUAGAAGAUUAGAUUAGACAAUACCCUCUCCCUAAAAAAUCUGUUAAUUCACAAUUCCAUAUAUGUUCAUUACAAAGAAGCUUUGCCCAGUGAUCAUUAAGUUUACUAUGUAUUAGAGAAACAGAUGGCCGACCAGAGUGCAAGGUGGUUCAAUCCAAUCCCACAUAGGAUGGGAAUAAAUGGGGGAUCCCCAGGGAACUCAAUAGGCUUUGAGAGCAGAACAUAACUGAAAAAAAAAGAAAAAAUAUGAUGCUGGUAAACAAAAUGUAUAUUUAUCAUGUUUAUUUUAUGUCAGAAAUAAAAUAUCAUGGACUCUACAGUAAGUACACUAAGUAGACAUCGAAAACGCCUCUUUUACCGCCACGGGUACCACGGCGGCGGCGGUAUAAAGUGCAUUUGCAGCAUAUUUUCGCAAAUAGACGUCAGUUUUGCCUCACUGAUGUGUUACAUUUGAUUGCUUCAGUCACGGAAAAUGAAAGAAAAACACUAUAGUUUAAAUAUUUAAUAUAUUUAAUAUUUAAUAUACACAGAUGAAAGUUUGGUAUUUAUGAAGUUAUGUGCAUUUCUUAGAACGAGAAAGAGUCUGUGCUUAUAUUUUCUAAGCUACAUGGUAUUAAACCAUAUUUUAGAUUGGACACAUUUAAAAGGUGUGCAGUAUUAUUCAUAUUAUAUUAAUUACUGUUAUUACCUUAAUGCUGAAAAAGAUGCUAUUUUUUUUUUUAAUACUAGCCCAUCAUGCAUUUAACCAUCCACUCAGCUUUAAGAGCUGUUCAGAUUAAAACUGGCAGCUCAGCAGUGAGUCAGUGUCAUGGAUGGAGGACCUGUUAAUAGUUUAUCUAGUUUAUAUCUCCAUCUCGUUAUGCCACUGGUUUAGAUUUUUUUUUUUUUUUUCUUACAGAACUUAUUUGUAAAUAGAGCAGUCACUGUCUGUGUCUACACCGGACGCCAGAGUUGUCAUCUGUGCGAACCCACAGCGAAAAGUGUGUCUAAACUUGAUGACAUCACACUAUAGUGUCAAAUCAUCUGAACACAGUGUCAGAACAUUUCAUCAUAAACAGAACGAGCAUCAGUUCACUGAUAGGGAUCGUGUCCAGUGUAUCCAUCACUGUGUUCUGUUGUCUUUUGUUGGAUCGUUCCACUCGUGUCCGGUGUAGACCUGCCGUACAUUUUUAUUGUUUUAUUUUACAGCCCUGCUUGUUUUAAUGUUUUUAUUAAAUAUCUGUAUUGACUGCAUGGUCAUAUUAUCGAAUUAUUUACUGCCAUGCGACGUACAAAAGUAAAGCUUGGCGAGUUGAUGAACGAGCAUUGCUCCAAGUUGAUUUUUGGCGGAUGUGCUGUGCUUGUGCAGCCGCGGUCGUCUGCAUUUCGUCAGGUGAAACAUCUCUCUCACUCGCAACAGAGUCUAUGAGCAGCAACAACUUCCCCUCCGCGCGCACUGAUACCAGAAGCACGCUCCGCCUUCACUCUGUGAAUAAAGUAUUUCAGUAUGUUUGAAAUGUUAUGUUCAUAACAUAGCAUAUAAAAUAAUAAUAAUAAUUUAAAAAAGGAGAGUUUCAAAGUGGCUUAAGCUAUGUGUAAACUUUUUUCCCUAUAUCACAUGCCAAACUAAUAACAUUGCAAGCAUUACAUCUUUAAUUGCUGCUUUCUGCUGUGAAAAUUUUGUUUGUGAUGAAAAUAACAUCUUUGUCAGUUAUUUUAUCUAAACAGAUCGAUUAACUUCAAGAUUUCAAAAUCAGAUAGCAUGCUGAUAAUGUAGCACUGUAAGAUUACAUUUGUUUGAACUCAUUAUUGCAAAAGCGAUUGAGUGUGAAUCUGUUUAAAUCAUGCUUUAACCCGAAAAUGAUCAGUAAAAGAAACAGAAAAACUCUUAACAUCCCGCUCGACUCUUGCAGUCAUUGUAACCUUCUGAUCAAGCUAAAUAUGUUUAACAUGAAUUCUUGCUGAAUAUGCUGUUAUAUUAUGGGCUGUUGGCAUGAAUUGUACUCGUGAUGGAGCCUCUUGGAGCGAGUGAAAACCACGACGCUCAUAUUCAAGUGUUUGUGCCAAAAUUAUUAAUGUGCAAUAAUGACAGGGAGGCGCCAUCUCAUCACUUACAUUUUUUCCUGAUAAUGAAUUUAUUUAUUUAUUUAUUUUUUGAAUUAACAUAAUAUAGUGGUGUCUCUCAUACAUUAAAAAUAUAUCUACAGAAUUUUUAAAUGAAAACGAAUUGUGUAAUCUGUGAAUGUUGCAUUUCUCUCGUCGGAGAGAGCCAGCACUGUGAAUUUCAUCCUGCGGCCGACAAUUAUUAUUUUUUUAUUAUUAAUAAAUAAUUAAAAUGUCUAAUUUUUCACAAUUAUUAGGCUACUUCUGCUUGUGCUUUGUUUCAAACUUAAUGCAUGUGCUUCAGCACGGAAUAUAUUAAGAUUUGAUUAUGUAAAUGUAAUAUAAUCCUCUUGAUUAGUUGAAUAUAACAAACAAACGACUAGAACUAGAAAAAUCUUACAUGGGGGCAGACAUUUUUUAGUCUAUAACCAAAACAACAGUCUUAUAUAAACCAGUUCAGCAAGUGAAAGCCUCGUGAGACACUGUCCAUAUGAAAGAGCAAUUCACAUCUUUAUCUCGACCCCCACAAGUCAUACAUAACUACCCCCAAAAACCCAACCCCCUCCAGCUGAACUGAAUUCGGUCAGUUUUUUGGCUGUGCAGAACGGUGUGUUUUUGCGGAAGGCAAAAAAGAGAGAGAGAGAGAAACUAGUCUAGGGCUAUUCUUAAACUUGGAGCUCAUUAUAUUGAAGUACAAAUCCAAACACCAGAAACGUUAUGUAUUUUAUGAAUAAUGAAAUGUUAUGAAAAGUAUGCAUUUUAUUUAUUCACUUGCUGUAUGGUUGAAAUAAUGUUUUAGUUCACAACUUUAAGUUCCGUUGUAUAAAAAAAAUGCUUUAUUGGCUAAUGUUUCAUAAACAUUCAGUUGUUAAAUGCUCUAAAAUCCAUGCCAUUAGUAAUUUCACAGUAUUUUCACCUCCUAAAUCACUAAACUUUAAAGUCACAAUUCUACAUUGGUCAAAAUUACUCAGACCAAUGGUAUUUUUUGAUGAAAUUAUUUUAUUAUUUUUAAUUUUCUUUUUUUUAAUAAUUGUAGCCUACAUAAAUUGGUAAAGCAAAACAAAUAUUCCGAUCGUCCCUUAUUUUUUCCCUUAUUUUCUUAAAGAAUAAACACGAUAACACUAUAAAAAUUGAAUUUAAGUACUAUUAAACUAACUUUAAAUUCUCAAGAAGUUUAUAAGUAAAAAAUGUUAAAAUGUCACAGUGCAUGUUAAAUAGCCUAAAUGAACAUGUGUUAACAAUAUAAUUAAAACUAACAAUAUAAUUAGAUUUUUUUUAAAUAAACAAUUGCUGUGUAAAAUGGGACAGCAACCUUUAUAACAAACAUUUUUAAAUCGUCCACAGCUGAGCAUCGCAGGAGGCUUAUCUGCGCCAGAGCGAGUGAAGUGAAUGUGAUGAACGAAGUCAUUUUCAGAUGCAAUGAAAAAAAAAAAACUCUGGAUAGCCUAUAUUAGGCCCACGCUCUGUUCUGAAGUAUAAAAUAAUUAUAAUUACUGUUAACCCAGAGUAACAAAUUUUAACGGAUUAAUCACCUAUUUUAAUUUGCUGGAUGUUUUCUUUAUUUAUUUAUUUUUUAAACACGCGAAAAAAUCAAUUACGUUUGUCAGAGGAAAAAAAUAUAUGAGUGGUGUAUAGGUUUCAUUUUAACGGAUUAAUCACCUAUUUUCGUUUGCUGCAUGUUUUUUUUUUUUUAAACACGCUAAAAAAUAAAUCAGAGUUUGUGAGAGGAAAAAAUAUAAGUCAGGUAUAAGUUGCAUUAUAUUACAUUUAGAAAUAAUAACAGCUGGCCAAAUAAUGUUAUAAUGUACCAACAGGAUAUUUACAGGAUAGUUCCCUUCACUUGAAAACAGAUCCUUUAAAUUUAUCAAAUUUAUCAGAACAAAACAAGAAUUAAAAAUAUAUAAUUCUAAUGGAUAAAUAUAAUUUCAGUAUAUAAUAAUAUAGACAUAUUAAUAAAAAAAAUAAAAUAAUAAUAAUUUAAAGCUAAGCAUAAGGUAAGGUUGGGCUUUCUCAUUCGGGAGAAAUCCAAACGUUUCCAUAUUCGUGAUGUUGCUCAUUUGAAACUCAACUAUUAUUCAUGAGGUAAAUAGGCUUUGUAGUUCACGCGUGUUUCAGUAUUUAUGGAAAAAAAAUCAUAAUUAACGAUAUGUCAAAUUGCUAACGCUGAAUGUCUGGUGAACGACUGCUGUUUCCAGUGAAUAUGUGCGCGAGGCACCAGCGCGAUCAGACAGCUGAAACAAAUAAUAAUAAAUUUUUGGUCACACAUAAGGCAUAAUUCAAAAAUGCAAAGUGUUGGUAGUUUGAAAAAUCAAAAAUAAUAACGGACUUAAUACUAAUUAUUGCUUUUAACACGUAACUGAAUUACAAUUACGCGUGGUGGUAAUGCCCAGAUAGGCUGUCCACCUAUUGUGUGUCUGGUAUAACCUUGUCAGCAUUGAUUACUCUCCAUUAAAAUUUAGAUUUUGACCCAACUAUGAAGAGCCUUAAAUUGUAAUGAUCAAUAAUAUAAUUCAAAAUUUAGAACAGCCAAUCUUCCUGAAAGUAUAGGACGCUGCAAUGUGGCAAGUUUUUUUCUGGGUCUUUUAACCAGGGUACUCCACUGCGACCUUUUGAAAUUACAUUGCGACCCUAAUUUUUAUGAGGUCGCAAAUGUAUCACUGAUAAUUUUUGUACCGACAAAUAGGCUAUUUGGGAAAUCGGAUGUGUAUCAUUAUAAUGGAUGCAUUGUCUCUUAAAGUGACCGCGCCUAAUGUACUAGCUCUGCUGUCGGUGUCUUUAAUGUUAAUCCAAGAAAAUAAAAAGUAAAUCACUCACUGCUCUUCAUUGAAUUACUUUGUAGUUUUAUUAAGAAUUUAUCCACAGUCAAACCAGAUAUAACUGAUUAUGUCAGAUAUAAUUGAUUAUGUUUUACUGGUGGGUGCAGGACACUAGUUUAUUUAUGUAAGUGAGUAUAGCAAAAUACAGCGAACUGUGAAAUAAAAAAAUUCUUCAUACUGUAGACUACCAGUGAAGUUGAUUUUUUAUUUUUUUUAUUUUUUUUUUACAUUAGGGACCUGACCAUGUUUUGCUUAAGUGUUUCUUUUGUUAAUUGCUAAUGCAACCUUUUCACACAACAGACUGAACAAAAUUAAGCAUUGCUUGCUUGGUAAUUGUUCAACAAAGUAUGGAUAGUUGUAGGGCUGGGUACCGAACUUCGAUGCCUUUAUGGUAUUGAACGAAAAACUUCGAUACUAUGAGUAUCGAAAAAUUAUUUAUCUUUCGGUGCCAAAUUUCGGUUCCAAAAGCCAAGCGGCCGUAUUUUUUUAUUUAUUUUUUUUUUUGAAAAGCGGCUGUGUCUGUGUGAGCUUGUAGCAUACGUGCAUGUAAGGACCUAAAUUCGCCGUGAUUGGCUGUCCACCACCAAGUGACUUGACGGGGAGGAUUUCUGAAGAUACUCGUAGUCACACAACCCAGGUGUAGUUGUUUUUUCUCAAAACGUUUCAGUUUUACAAUGCCAAAGAGGUCUAAAGUGUGGCUACACUUUAUAAAAGUGGAUACUGAGUCAGCAAAGUGUAACAUAUGCGAUAAGAGUAUUGCAAACAAAGCCGGCUUGCCCUCCCUCCCUGUUUAGUUUGGUCUACUCCAUUGCGUAUCUUGGAACAUGCCCCCUAUCACAUCGUCUAAUAAACAGAGAGAGAGAGACAGAUUUAUCCGGUACAGCUAAUUUCUCUAAGCAGCAGGCCACUGUAUACGUUCACUUAAAACAUAACGACUGUGUUUACGAGAAUACAUGCAGAGACAAUUAUUUUGAUAUAAUUUUGUGUGUAUGUGUUCAUUCAGAAGUUACGAUACGCGAAAGAUGAAUUCAUUCUCUGUAAGAGCAUUGUCUGAAAUGCUGCUCGCAGCGCGUGCUUUGAAUGAGUGGGCGCAAGCUCCGAACGUGCACGAAUUGUUUAAAGCGCUUGAAUCAGCGAUAUUUAAAAACGAGAGCAAACGAUCAGCUACGAUCCGUUUCACCCCUUCAGGUGAGUGAACAACGCGAAUCAAGUUAGGAAUUUUACAUCACUAUUCACGAUAGCCCAUUGAACUGGAAAACACAAUAGCCCCGGGACGUGGGGCUAGCGAUUUUGCGAGCCCUGCACCUCAGAUCUAUCCAGUUUGUGAGACACUGGUUUCCUUAAACAAAAUAAUCUAUUAUUUUAAAAGAUUGACUCAAAAGAAUAAUUGGUUCACUAAUCGGAUCAUGAACUUGUAUUACUGAGCCAAAGAUUAUCUAUUAUUGAACAUCUCAAAUGAAUAAAGACUUCAAGUUCAUCUGUAAAACACAUAAAGCUAUCGUUUGAGUUUAUAAACUUCUAUUUCAUGCAUGCUUUGUAAGGAUCUGCUAACUGAAUGCAAAAUGUGAGUACUAGGAGAAUGUUUGUGUCUUGAUGAGCAUGUAUCGCUCACUAGGAGUCGCUAAAUGAACAGCUGCUCUUCUUUUUUUUUUUUUUUUACGGAGGAUCAGUUGCCCUAUUGGUUAAAAUCCCCAAACUGUUUACUUAAAUAUUAAAUUAAUAAAUGACAUCAAAACAGGGGCGUUUGCGUUAUGAUGUGGUGGGCUGCUGUGGGCCAGAAAGUCCAGGGCGACUUUAUGGUCCCAGUCCACCCCUUAAUGGCGCACCCCUAUCCAAAAAGCACAACCAGUUGUAUUAAUAAUGUUAUCCUGAGUGUGAAGUGUUACCAGAAUUUGUUUUAAUUAAGGUGAAAAAUAAAAGUUUUGUGUUUAAUGUAUUUGUGUUGAUGUUGAAAUGGAUUUUAAAACAAAUGGUAUCGAAAAAAGUAUCGUUAGGAACCGGUAUCGAAACUGAGGUAUCGAAAUUGGCACCGGAUCGAAAGAUUUUGAACAAUACCCAGCCCUAGAUAGUUGUGUAAAUAUUGUCAUACUGACAGUUGUCUGAAGUUUUGGUUGAUUCCAUUACAUAUCUUUCUAUCAAAGCUAUCCGACAUUAUCAAGAUGAAUUUCUUCUGACACAGUUCUUGUCAUAUUUUAUUACCAAUUUCUAAACUAUAACAAAUAAACUGUUAUAAUGAGAGAAAUGUUGAAGGUGUCUGAAUACAUUUUGUUUGACUGUGUAUUUUAUUUUACAGUGAAGACUAUUCAGUGCUAUUUUAAAUUAGUUUCUGGACACCUACAAAAUUAAAAAAGUAAACAUUGUGUGAAUAGCAUAAAUAAAUAAAUAAAUAGAACAAACAUACAGUAAAUAUUAAACAAUUUCAAACAGGGCCCACUGUACAACCUGCACCGGGGCCCCUCUAAUACCAGCUGGGACCCUGGGUUAAGGUACCAAGACAGAGCAAUGCAUUGUGUGUACUGUAAGAAAUAAAACAAGAAGGCAUGUGGAUUAAAAGAUGGCAAGUAAAAUAAAUAGCUCAUCUGAAUGCAAUACAGUUUGAUUAUUAUCAGAGCGACUUACUGAUUAUUGUUGUUGUUGUUUUUUAUCAAUUUCUCUGGUCUACAGUGUAACACUAAUGAGCUGAUGGUAUUUCAGCCAUCUGUUCCAUAUUAAUGAAUCCUGACUCUAACACAUUCUGCACUCAAAGACCAGAACGUGAGUAAACAAGGACCUUCGUUGUUUACAUAAUUCACCAUUUUGGGCGCCCUAAAGUCGGCCGCAUCCUGCCUUGAGUUACAGUUAUUACACCUAUUAAGAAAUUCCAGAGUCACGUGGGCGAGCCUCAAAAGGGGACAUGAAACCCCCCACACACACAAGCACACACACACAAACAAAGCUUUCUUAAGGUUCUGUAUCUUCGUCAUUUUAUUAAUAUGUAUUUUGAAUGUUUGUGUAUUGCAUAAAAUGGUUAAUCCUUGUUAUGCGAGGAUUAUAAUUUUACUAGCUUAUAAAUUGGAAAUGUUUCUCCUCAUUUUAACUUUCUCAAAUAGAGUCAUGUUUUUGUAACUCUACUCCUGACCAGGUCGUUAAACUUUAUGAUCCUACUGGGAAACAGAACAGGAAUCAAAGCUGACUCUUAGAAAGAGAAUAGUAAAAUCUACUCAAAUGUAUUCUAAACAUAUUAAGUAUUGCUUUUUGGUUCAUUAGAUGGGUCCUCAUAUAAAUUGGAUUAUAUAUAUAUAUGUUAUUUUUGGUUUCUGUUUAAUCAAAAUGCUUUGACAGACCCAUUUAUACAAAGCAAAGUAAUGAAAAAUGUAUUAAUCUGGAAUUACGAACUUGCUAGAAUAUCCCUGGUGAAAUCUGAUAAGCCCAAAGUUAGUAGGUUGGGUGUUUCCACAGAGACAAAGGAACUUUUCCCCGCUUCAGAUCGCGGACGUUCAUUGGUUGUUCACGCGAACAGAGGCGUGAACCAUCUCAAGCCAUAAGAGCUGACCGAACAAGGUCCGCCCCCUCUCUUCCUUCUCUUACAUGCUGCUAACCGGCUGCGACCCUCGUCGCUCCCGCCGGUCCCUCGGCGCAGCCUUGUGCCGCGCUCAUAUUGCCGUCCCCCUCAGCACAGGAGCUGAAAGGACAGCCAUUCUCAUGGCUCCUUCGGAAGCUUUUGUUUUCGUUGUUUUGUUUUCUUUUCUUUGCUAAGUUUAUUCAACUAUUCGCCUCUCCACACAAGGAAGACGAAUUCUGGAACAUUGUUUGUUGAACCUUUCAAAUACCUAACCCUAACCCAUGCAAGUAUCUUUCUCUAUGGAGAUUUAAAUGCUGCUUUAAAGUUGGUCUGUGAUUUGAUUCGUGUUGGCUGCUAAGGGUCUGUGGUUUUCAUACCUGAGCUCAUUCUGUGAUCUCUCUUUCUCUCUAUCUCUCUCUCUCUCUCUCUCUCUCUCACUCUCUCUCUCCCUUAUUUGGAUUCCGUUAUGCCUUGUACAAAGUUUACUGUCUGUAUUGUCGUACGCAUAUUUACUUUGUGUGAUUUGUAGUUUGAUGUAUUAUUAGUCAAUUAUUAAAAACCCAUAUAUUCAUGAUUGCCUGAUUUGCCUCCACCCCGCUCACAUUACGAGUCACUGAGAUGUCUGAUCUAGCUACAAGCUUUAAAUUUAGAAACUAAAUUUAUCAUAAUGAUAGGAUAAUGUUUUCAUGGCCAGAGAAUAUUUUUCCUUGAAUUAUAAGAAGUGAUAACUUUAUUGAAAAUUGAUAGGUUAAUCUUACGGCCGUUUGCUGGACAAACCACUGUUUGAUUUGCAGUAAUUUACAGUAAGAGAUAUCGGAAUAAUUGAUAUGAAGAAUGGAAUAUUGACAUAUUGCUGAGUAAAUUACAGUGCCCUGUAAUGAGUUAUUAGUAUAGACAAUUCAGCUAUUUUUCACCUUCAAUAAAAUUUAGUGUAACUGUCAUAUGAGAUAUAUAUUAAUCAUAUUCCUGAUUAUUCAAAUUCCCUAUAUAUCAUUUGAGUUAAUUAUUAUGUACAACCCAAUGUUGUUACAACAGUAUGAAGAAUUUUUGGGUAUAAUAUUUCACACUUCGCUGUAUUUUGCUAUACUCACUUACAUAAACUAGUGUCCUGCACCCACCAGUAAAACAAUAUAAUCAAUUAUAUCUGAUUUUUUGUUUGACUGUGGAUAAAUUCUUGUUAAAACUACAAAGUUAUUCAGUCGAGCAGUGAGUGAUUUCAUUAAAGGUCCCGUUUUACGCGUUUUUUUUGAAGCUUUGAUUGUGUUUACAAUGUGCAAUAUAACAUGUGUUCAUGUUUUGCGUUUAAAAAAACACAGUAUUUUUCACACAGUUCACCUAUCUGUAUACUGCCUGCACUGUCACAAAAAACGGGCUGAUGACUUCCUUGGUCUAUGAAGCCUCUCCUUCAGAAAUACGUAACAAGUUCUGAUUGGGCCAGCGGUACCUGUGCUGUGAUUCGACAGCAGCUUAGAGCAGGCUGACCUCCUGGUAACGUGAUUGGGCUAGAAUGCACAUGCUGGAGAUGUAUUUAUAAUCACAGGAGCGUUUUUACUGACGAGAAGCGCAUGAAAACCGCAUUUUUUUUUUUGCACAGCCCUAACAUCUAGUUAACAAAGCUAAGCAGCGUUGCCCUUUGUGUAAUAAGUUACAGAAACUGUUAAACGCACCAACUUAAAUAAAAAAAUACACUUACCAGUUGUGGUCCAUAAACAACGCCUUCUCCAGACAAAGAGGGAACUGCUCCAUCUUUCAAGAAUAAUCUUUGUGCAAAUCCAGCAUUAAACUGAUUGAGAUUGAGAAAGUUGUCCUCAGCAAGCUGUCCUCAGCAAAAAAUUAGCUGCACAUAGUUUUACAUGUGCAUUAUAAUUUUCGGGAACCGAGUUUAACAUAAAUUGUAACCAUUAAUGUCAAAGUACAGCGUUCAUGGGAAGCCCAAACAAAGGUGUUUGUACUCAGAGAUGAAAAAAACAGCGUUUCAACGACAUGGCGACAAAAACAAACAGCUCUUCCUUCUUCUCCGUCAGAGCGCAACAAGGCCACGCCCCCUGUUUGUGAAUUCAUGUGGGCGGUGGUUAGUCAAAAAAACUGUUUUAGUGACGUCAUUACUACAGGAACUAGAGGGCUGUAGUCCAAACGGGUCGUUUUUUGUAGGCGAAUUCUGUUAAAUCAAAUAUCUCGCUUGGCAUUGAACUUUGAGCUUUAGAAUUUUACAGAUAUUAUUUAUACUCUAACAACAACAUUACACACUAACUAAAGAUUAAAACAUGGAAUCACGAAGAAGGGGACCUUUAAAAAUUAACAUUAAAGACACCGACAGCAGAGCUAGUAAAUUAGGCGCGCUCACUUUAAGAGACAAUGCAUCCAUUAUAAUGAUACACAUCAGAUUUCUUUCCAACUCUUUACUUUCACUUAAGACAUAACCACAGACUUUUCGAACACACUUUCCAAAACAGGUAUUUUGACAUAUUUAGUAUGUAGGCCUAUUUGUCGAUACAAAAUAAAGAAGACUUUGAGACGCGUCUCUGAAUGCACCCUGAACACUGUAGUGCUGAAUUAAGCUCUUUCCCAUCCUUUUCUGUUUGUUUAAACUUGUUUAAGAGCACGCGAUUAACCAGCUUACUCAGUUCAGUUUUCCCACAUCGCGGGGCUGAAGCCAACUUGAUGUGUUGAAUGCUCAGAGAACGUUAUAAAACGUAUUUUUAAAAUACACAUUUCUGUUUUAAUAAAUGGUCAUAGUAAAUCAUAGCAUAUUGCCUAAAACACAAGAUAGGUACAAAAAUUAUCAGUGAUACAUUUGCGACCUCAUAAAAAUUAAGGUUGCAAUGUAACUUCAACAGGUCGCAGUGUAGUUCCCUGUCUAAGAGUAUCGUUAUUUGCAAGACUUUGAAGAUUUUGGCAGUCACAAAAUUUCAACAGAUCAUUUUGAGUUCUGGAUGACAAGAAUGCUAGCAGUGUGUUGGAGUAGGUAAGUUCAAGCCAUGCUGAAAAAUCAAGCACCCUGAAUUUCAGACAAGAGCUGAGUUGGUCCAUCCCACAAUUUUCUAAUGGGAUGCUGUUGCGAAGCUUAGACACGCUCCUUACUCUUUCUCUUUGUUCAUUGAUUAAACAUCAUGCAACAUUGUCAUGUAGCCUGAUUGAAUCGAACUGUCCAAAAGAACUACUGGUGAUCCGAAAACCGAUGAGUCAAUCUUUUGUUCGUUAUCUUGCUUGGCUCGGUGUUCAUCUUCAGUUCUCUCUUCACAGCAGUUCAGUCAGUGUUUGAGUAAAUAAAUUACUCCGGGAUAUUGGUUUAUUUUAACUAGGAGGGAGUUUCAGCCACAUUAUUAAAAGUUAACAGCUUAAGUCAUUUGUGGAUUAAUGCAUAUUGGAGACGCGAACAGUUUAAAACGAUUCAGUUCAAUUUGGUGGUGGGGCGUUGGCUGAAGGUGCAGUUGUGUGGCUGGUUAAAGUUGAACGGUCAGGCGUUGGAGGCUCGACGUUACAAAACUUAACUCAGAACACGAAACUCUCAAACGGAAAAGAAAAGAAAUAAAGUUUGAUGAGACAAGGUUGUGUUCCUUCUCAUCGUGGCUAAGUAGCAGCAGGCAUGCAGUCUGAAGCACGCUGCAACCGCGCUCAAAGAAUAGUGAUGACAAAAAACAUGGCUAAUAGCAGAAACACAGCCAGAGACUAAAAGCAAAGAUUUAAUGGUGUCCUAAGUAUUUAAACUGGCCUGUUGGCCACACCUCAAAUGUUGUCUUGACCAAUCAGAUAUUGUCUUGGCUUGGGGGUAUCAUAAAUCAUAUGUUUAUCUUACCAAGCAUGUGAUCCGAAUUUUCCUGUUCUUGCAGGGUCUAAUUUUGGACAUGAUUCCUAUAACACUAAUAUGAUACAUGGGACAAAUAAAUUAUUGUCUGUGCUAAUUGAAGCAAGCAAAUUCGAUCACACAUACCAAACAUAAUCAUGAAUCGCUAAGCUAUGCCAUAGUUAUAAAAAAAAAACAUACACAAUAAGUGAUUAUAACAUGAUAGUCAAAUGUGUGGGUUACACAUAAAUGAAUAUGGAGUGAAGCGAUGGACUGAUUCAUUUAUAAGUCUUUUUUAGUUCAUUCUGGUCCAUAUAUAUGUACAAAGAGCAGUUUCUUUGUCAUUCUCUGACAUAGGGAUGUUCUGUGAAGAGGUUCAAAGCCCCUUCCCUCCCUUAGGAAUUUCAGUCUGGUUCUGCUAGGUGGGGGGGGGAGUCAAUGGAAGUGUUUAACUCGAUCUCAUGGGUUUACAUGUGAUGUCCAGCAUUGCAUUUCCAUUACGAACAACACAUUUGGCACCAAAUUUCUCUUCUUCGAAUUGAAAUUGUAAAUAAUUGUUCUAGUGGUGUUAAUGUUGAAAGCUGUUGUGUUAACAAGUUGGUUGCUCAUCUUGCUUGGGACUUGUGGCACAGAAUGUUUUAUGACUUCCUGAGGAAUUCGGCUCGUGUUUCAACACAGCCCUGAUCGACUCUUCAAUUUGUUUGGUUCGAGUCAUUUCUGUUACACUUCAAAAAAUUCUGAUGUCACAUGGACUACUUUGAUGUUUUUCUUACCUUUCUGGACAUGGACAGUAUACCGUGCACAGUUUCAAUUGAGGGACUGAGAGCUCUUGGACUAAAUCUAAAAUAUCUUGAACUGUGUUCCGAAGAUAAACGAAGGUCUCACGGGUUUGGAGUUAUUAACCUCUUAGCCUGCACCCCCAUGCCCGCGUCCUGAACGCCCCUCAGCUUGCACGUGUCAGUGUUUAUGAAUAGAUCAAAUGAAAUGGGACAAAUUUAAUCUUGACAAUCUAUGUGUAUCAUAAAGAUCUAAACCUCAAACAUCGACCACAGAUCGCUGUUUUUCAAUGGAAAUCUUAUAAAGACUGUAUUUGCUACAUUUGUGUAAACGGUACACAUAAAAGCAUGAACAUUAGAAACGCAGUACAUACCAGAUCCAUUGUAAUAACGAGUCAUAAACACAUCCACAACUGUAAAUCCCGGUUUAGUUAGGAAGGUAAGGGUCCACUGAACGACAUCUCAUGGUGCACGUUUAGUCCAACAAAGCAAUAAUGUUGUAAUAUGGAUCAUAAUUCUUUUGUUUACGUUUCAGUUCUUCAGCAACAGAACUGUUUGCGUCCUUUAUGGAAUAACUCACUGUCAGAAACUGUGUCUUGGUAUUAAAAAAAACGGCAUGGUUUUGCAGCGUACAGUGUCACAAACAGAAUGAGACAAUCCACCGGAAAAAAAGAAUGAAUGAAAGAUGGGCGAAAGAUAGUAUAAUUUAAUUUUGGCGCUCCCUCAUGAUGGCUCGUGACAUGCUCUGAUGCACCUGUCAGCUGAUGGAGGCAAAACUUGCGAUCACCUUUUUCUUUUUGUUUUAUUUUUCAACAGUUUUUUUUUAUGUGAGAUUGUGUUUUAUGUUGAAUGUGAAUGUAUCUGCAUGAUUACCAUCUGUUUGAGUGCAAAUCAGCCCAAAUCAGCUCGCUAUUACUGCAUGAUCACGGCUAUCAAAGUGAAUGCAUCUAUAUGAAUAGAGAGAGUGGAUUAUUUACUUUAUGCCGCAUUUGUGUUAUUCUCAUCUGUGUAAGUGGCCAUCAGCUCAUCAGCACUUAUUUGCAUCAUAAUUCAUUGUAAAUGCUGCAUUUCUAGCAAUCUCAGGAUUUUCUGUAAUUGGCAGAAAGUUGAAGUUGACAAAGUUAAAUCUUUUUUUUUUUUUUUUCUUAUUAUUCUUUUUUUUCUUACUCAAAUUAUUGUAUUUUUCUAGUGCUCAAAUAAAUAUAUGAUGUCUAAGUUUCUGUCUAGUGUUUUAUAAUUGAAGAAAAAAACUAUGCAGUGGUAUGUCCACUGACUAAAUAGUUUGUAGAAGCCUUCAAUACUAUUGGGAAAUAUAUAUAUUUUUAAUAUUUGGGGGGUGGGGGCACAUAGUCUCAGAAAAAUAAUUGCAGCAGUCUCAUUUUUCAUGAUAUCUCAUUUAGAUUUGAAAUAGAAACUCAUGAGACAUGUGGCUUUCAACAUAUUACUUUUCUAGAUUGCUCCAGGACUCAUUUCAUGUAUUUUUAUAUCAAAUAAAAUAUUUAAGUGUGGUAAAAAACAAUUCAAGGCACUUCAGUGUCUAUAACUUUUAAUAUUUUUCAGCAUUAUCAAAUAUGAUUGAUUAAAAAGUAAAGGGUCUUCUUUCCAAAGACACCAAAAUUAUGUUUGUAACACACUGAAGUAGAAAACUGUUAUAAUUUUAAGUUAGGUAGAGCACUUUCAGCUGUGAGUCCCAUAAUGGGGGGUUCUGGCUAACAGGUUAAUGACAUAAUUUAGAUUUUUCGAUGAACUUACUCUUUAAUGCCAACAAAGUGUUCAAGUCUAUGCAAAAGACUGUUGUGGUCAAUAGUGUCAAACGCAGCACUAAGAUCCAAAAGCACUAAAAGAGAGAUACAACCAUGAUCAGUUGAUAAGAGCAGGUCAUUUGUAACUCUAAGGAGAGCAGUCUCAGUACUAUGAUAUGGUCUAAAUCCUGACUGGAAAUCCUCAAAGAUAGCAUUUUUCUCUAAGAAGGAAUAUAAUUGUGAGAAUACUACCUUUUCUAGUAUCUUGGACAGAAAAGGGAGAUUCGCGAUAUGUCUAUAAUUAGCUAGUUCUUUGGGGUCAAGUUGUUGUUUUUUGAUGAGAGGCUUAAUAACAGCCAGUUUGAAGGUUUUUGGGACAUGUGAAUGGCCCCUAAUGGAGAUUCAAUCACAAAUGUUUAACAGUGAGUCAUAAACAGGACUAUCUGGAUUUUUUUUUUUUUUUUUACAGCAGGUUAUCAACUUAGAAUAUCAAUGUAUAUGAAGUGCUACUAUGCAUAUCCCACAACAUUAGGCUAAAUGAAAAAAGAAAAGAAAAAACGAUUCAGAACAGGCACAAACAAUAACGUGACAACUUAGGCUGGGUUCACACCGCAAGCUGCAGCAGAGCGAAAGCAGCGCGUUAGCAGCAGGUAGGCAGAGCGGAAGAAGCGCAUCCCUAUUUAGCAUUCACACCAACAGCGGAGGCAGCGCGCAACUGAACAGUGGAUUUUGGACAGAGUACUCUAGUUCACAUUGCUUUAUUUCCAUUUAAAAUACAUUUAAAUAAAAAGACUUGGCAAGAAGCUUUUUAAAUUAAUAAUUUCAUUGUAACUUUUGUUGCAUCUUUGUUUUGCUGUCUUUGUUUUCCGUGCAGUACGUGUUGUUGAUAGAAGAAAGGCCAUCGCGCUUUAUUUGUUAUUAAGGAGACUAUGAAAAAGACGCAGACUUUGGGUUCAUCCCAUUAACCGACGUAGGAGAGAACAUGGUGCAUAUUACCAUCUUGUCACUGGGUUUGUUUGCAAGCAAAAUUACCAAAGGACACCCUGAAAACCAAUUGUGGCGAGUGGGGCGGGGCCGAGAGGCGUGGGAACGAGGAGUGAGGCCAGGUGUAGUGAUUGGAGAUGAGCUACACCUGCGCCCCACCGCCGGUCUCGAGUCUCACGUAGGAGAUGGAAGGAUAUAAAACUGGAGCGACUAUAUUGAAGGACGAGAGAGGACCAGGCCUGGACAAUAUUUUAUGUUUGCUUUUUAUUUUGUGCGCACCAGUCGUCCGUGAGAGGCUGGUGCGCUGUUUUGUGUUUACUUUUGAUUUAUUAAAAUGUUUUGAUUGUGCGCCGGUUCCCGCCUCCUUCUUCCGGAUGAAUAGGAAGUUUUUAUCAUUACAGUGGUGCCGAAACCCGGGAGAAGGAGGGAUGCGCUGCUGAAGAUCCCUCGCCGCUGUGGUGAAUACGCGGUGCCAUCGAGCAGGUGAGGAGUGUGCCGCCAUGGACGCUCGAGGCGGUGGGCUGGAGCGAGUUGCCGGGGACGCGCGAGCUCGCUGCCGGCCAGCCACGAUAUGGAGGGGCGGCUGCCGUCCGUGAAGGAGCGGAGGAGUGUCGUGCCGUCCGCCGAGGGCCGUCCAGUGCCACCGCCAGGCACCGCGGAGGAGAUCACCCAGCUGGUGGAGGGCCCGAGCAGCAGUGCGUCUGGGAACCGAAAUUUUUUUUUUUUUCCUCUCUCCCAUCUCUCGUCUCUGUCGCUCCUCCUUCCAUCUCAUUUUCUCUCGCCUCGUCUGUCCUACCCCCAGGUCAGGUUCCCGCAGGUCCCCGUGAGCGGUCCCCCCCGGGGCUGGUAGAGCGCAGUCUCGAGGGCACCCCCCCGGCCUGCGAGAGGCGAUGGGGGUAUGUGGCGAGUGGGGCGGGGCCGAGAGGCGUGGGAACGAGGAUUGAGGCCAGGUGUAGUGAUUGGAGAUGAGCUAUGGAAGAUGGAAGGAUAUAAAACUGGAGCGACGAGAGAGGACCAGGGGUCUCAUGUAUCAACCUUGCGUACGCACAAAAACUUUGCGUACGCCAGCUUUCACGCUCACGGUCGGAUGUACUAACAGUGAAAUUAACGCAAGAAUGUGCGUUCCUCCAAGCCAAUUUCAUGUCUGGCGUACGUUCAUUUCUCAUUGUUUUUGUCCGUUGGCGACUCUUACAGGCAAUAAAGUGAAGUUGCAAACAUUACACAACAAAUUGUUCUACAAGUCUCGCACCACCACCUGUGGGAAGCAUUGCAAUUAAUUUGCAAUUUAUAAAAUAAUUGACAUAUUGUCACACGAGCCUUUUUAUAAUUAUAUAAAUUAUGCAAUUAAAUAAGAACAUAUAAAAGCAUAACGGUUGAAACAACCCUUAGUCUAUGGCAAUGGCAGCGUUGGCCUUAUUAGAGGACAUUGCUAAUGGCAGAAUCAGAAGAGAACGAGUUUUUAGGGACCACAAUGAUUUUCUGGCCCAGGAUGAUGACUGGCUUAUCAGCCGUUUCAGAUUUCCAAGGGCUGUCCUCUUGGAGCUCUGUGCUGAGUUGGGUCCGAAUCUAGAGAGAGAGACAAUGAGGAGCCACGCAAUACCCGUUCCCUUGCAGGUGCUGACAACACUUGGUUUCCUGGCAACUGGUUCUUUCCAAAGGGAACUGGCAGACCGCUCAGGAAUAAGCCAGUCGUCUUUGAGCCGGGCAAUGCCAGUGGUAUGGGACGGGAUCAUCCGCAUGUCUGCCAGGUAUAUCAGGUUCCCAUAUGAUGCAUUUGACCAGCCAAACAUUAAAAUGCAAUUUGCAGCGAUAGCCGGUUUUCCUAAUGUUAUCGGAGCGAUCGACUGCACACACAUUGCUAUAAAGGCGCCAUCUGAAGAAGAAUUUGCAUAUGUGAAUCGGAAACAUUUCCAUUCAAUAAAUGUGCAGAUAAUAUGUGAUGCACAAAUGCGCCUAACAAAUAUUGUGGCAAGGUGGCCUGGGUCAACCCAUGAUUCAUACAUCCUUACAAACAGCAUGGUUGGGAUGAGGCUCCAAGCUGGCAGGGUGCGUGAUGGGUGGCUUCUUGGAGACCGCGGUUAUCCACUAAAGACGUGGCUUUUAACCCCCCUCACCAACCCACAAACUGCCCGAGAGCGCAGAUACAAUAAUGCCCAUUCUCGCACUCGUUCAGUUGUAGAGCGGGCGAUUGGGCAGCUGAAAUGUCGGUGGCGCUGCCUUGACAGGACUGGGGGGAUGUUGUUAUACCGCCCUGACAAGGUGUGCCGCAUUGUGCUGGCCUGUGGUGUGCUGCACAAUGUCGCGCAUAGGCAUGGCAUACCACUUGGUGAGGUGGCAGCACCGCCAGAUGACCCCGACCCAGGACCAAUUUAUGUGCAGCCCAACCAACAAGCCGUUCAUGCCCGCCAACAUGUGAUUGCGACAAUAUAAAUGCAUGUGUCAAGACGCGACCAGAC